AUGCCUUUCUUUCUUUCUUUCUUUCUUUCUUUCUUUCUUUCUUUCUUUCUUUCUUUCUUUUCCCCUUCCUCAUCUCUCUUUCUUUCUUUCUUUCUUUCUUUCUUUCUUUCUUUCUUUCUUUCUUUCUUUCUUUCUUUUCCCCUUCCUUCAUUCCUUUCUUUCUUUCUUUCUUUCUUAAUUCCGUUAAACAGUCAUCUCUCUCUCUCUCUCUUUCUUUCUUUCUUUCUUUCUUUCUUUCUUUCUUUCCCCCCUUUCUCCUUUCCAAACAUUAGAAUAUUGAUUUUGUCUGCGUCGUUUUCAUUCAUUCAUUCAUUCAUUCAUUCAUUCAUCGUUCUUUCUUUGAUUUUUCUUAUAUUUUUUCUUUCUUAUUGCCAGGCUUUUUUUCUUUUUCAUUCAUUCACCCGUUCUUUGAUUUUUUUUCUUAUUGCCAGGUUCUUUCUUUUUCAUUCAUUCAUUCACUCGGUUAUCUAUCUAUCUAUCUAUCUAUCUAUCUAUCUAUCUAUCUAUCUAUCUCAUUAUGUUCAUAACUAUCUAUUUCAGUUUGUUCAUAUCUAUCUGUUUCAGUAUGUUCAUAUCUAUCUAUUUAUUUCAGUAUGUUCAUAUCUAUCUAUCUAUCUAUCUAUCUAUCUAUCUAUCUAUCUAUCUAUCUAUCUAUCUAUCUAUCUCAUUAUGUUCAUAACUAUCUAUUUCAGUUUGUUCAUAUCUAUCUGUUUCAGUAUGUUGUUCAUAUCUAUCUAUUUAUUUCAGUAUGUUCAUAUCUAUCUAUCUAUCUAUCUAUCUAUCUAUCUAUCUAUCUAUCUAUCUAUCUAUCUCAUUAUUAUGUUCAUAUCUAUCUAUCUAUCUAUCUAUCUAUCUAUCUAUCUAUCUAUCUAUCUAUCUGUCCGUCCGUAA
This is a messenger RNA of Acanthosepion pharaonis, 891 nucleotides long. NCBI's taxonomy places the organism in Eukaryota, Metazoa, Mollusca, Cephalopoda, Sepiida, Sepiidae. The record is from the annotation of a GenBank genome assembly.